Bactrocera oleae (olive fruit fly) is the source of this 4434-nucleotide messenger RNA. Its product is annotated as probable methyltransferase TARBP1. Gene Ontology annotation, molecular function: RNA binding; tRNA (guanine) methyltransferase activity. Lineage: Eukaryota; Metazoa; Arthropoda; Insecta; Diptera; Tephritidae. The record is from RefSeq and is a predicted model, not a curated record. Gene Ontology annotation, biological process: tRNA methylation.
UGCAUCUGGUAUUGAAAAAUAAGUACAGGGUGCCGACAAUUCUACAUAUCGUUUUUUUGUAUAAGUUGUAUUUUUAAUCUUUAUUUAGGAUAUAGAAAGAUAAUCAGAAAUGGAUAAUUUGGGAAAAUCGCAAUUUAUGGAAAUUCCUUACAUUGCUCUGUCCAUGCAACUUGAAGCAAUAGAAGAGCAGCUCAAAAUAUCAAGCACAAAGAACGAAACGCUGACACCAGAAAUAAAUAUAUCUAUGAUAAACCAUGCUAUCAAAAUAGAAAUUGAAAAUGGGUCUACAAUUGAUAUCAGCGAUUACUUUCAACGAAUGCUUAAACUAUACAAGCAAAAUGAAAUUCUUUUAAAGCACAUUGUCAGGAUAAUUUACCAGGUAGUUAAAGAAGUAUCGAAGCAGAGGCGCCCACGUGGUUCAAAAUUAAAACUAUCUUCUGAAUGGGCUUAUUUGGUUGUGGAAUUGUUGUUCUCCAGCACUUGGAGUAAAUCCCUAACUUCAGAUGUAAUAUUUUGCCUAAAAAUAUAUUCAAGAUCAUUUAAUGAAGUGGAGAUUGUGAAUCGGCUUUGGCAUAUGCUCCUUAGAAAUUUAAAAAAUAGUAAAGAUAUAUCAAUUGCAACGACUUACGUGGUAAUUCAGUUCUUUGAUGACUUCUCUGCUAUAAUAAACGGUUUCAAAAAUGGACAUGAUAUUGAGCAGCUGAUUUUAAAGUUAUUGCAAUGCGAUGGUCGUGAAGAAUAUAAGGCGGCUUUAUAUUUGAUAAAAACUAAAAACUGCGUAUGUACUGAUUUGGCAGAACAGCGUUUUUGGAUAUCCUUUAUUACCAUAUUGGAAAAUUUAGAAGAAAACCAGUCACAUCUAAUCUUACCUUCUCUAGAGUAUAUAAGACAAAACGACUUUCAAACGGCGGACUUGAAAAUAUGGUUGGAUAUUCUUUAUCUUAAAAUUUUAUCACAUCAAAAUAUUCUAGUUACCCGUUGGUCACUUGUAUACAUUGUCCAGACUUAUACCUGUUCAGACAUCAGCCCAAAUGUUUUGGGCCAAUUUGUAAGAGCCAGCAAUAAUACAAGCUUAUAUAAUUAUGAGGGCUACUUUCUUCCCACGGAUGCUGUUAAAAACUUUUUGAGGGGAGAUGUCGUUCGGUUUCUGGCAAUUAUGAUGGAAAUUAAUCUGAAAAGUGUUCCAUUGCAUUUUUGGCUUUCCCAUAUCCUUGUGUGUAAAUCAAUAUCUGAUUUGAUUUCUUACAAACUAAUAUUAAAAAUUGCUACAAGAGUUCGGGUUUUACAAAAUCCUUUUAUCCGGUUAAAAUGCAUUGAACUGUGUGAGAAUACAUUUUCCGAAGCUAUUAAUUGUAUGACAAUGACGGAAUAUACCGUUCUAAUUGAAACUUUGUACAAUGUUACGGAUCCUUUUAAUAAUUUUCCAACAUUUUGUACUAAACUUAAAAACUGCAUCGAUAAUGAUGAUUCGCUGUCACUAACGCAACGAUUUUAUGAAAUUGUUACAAAUAAUCUGAAUGGAGAACUUUCUUUCGACCCUUCAACGUUAAUAUAUGAAAAUACUGUCCAAAAAAAAGAAGUAAUUCAAUUAAAUAAAUCAUAUUUGUUAAAUGAGUUCGUUUACUGUUUAAAAAAUAAAACAGAAGCAGAUCGAAAUAAUCUUAAUUGGCUACUUUUCAUGCUGGUGUUCGAGACGGAAAAUUCCGAAAUUGUUCAAAAUAUUUGUCAAUCAUUUUGGAAUCUGCAACUAGAUAAAUGUAUUGGCAGUCCUUAUAAAGAAAUAAGUGAUGAAAUAAUAUCAAAACUACCUUGCGGGGAAAACACGAAAGCUUUUGUUCGCAAAAAGUUUUCUGACUUUUUCACCAAACAGUAUAUAACAGAUACUCUGGACUUACAUAUCUAUAUUGAGAAUAUGGAGGAUAUUUUAACUACGGGAUCUUAUAAAACAUUGCUUAAACUUUCUCAAUUACUAGUUUCUAAUACAGAGACUAUGGACGAAUGUAUAAUCGACACGUUUUUAAGACAACUGAAAAGAUUCUCUCGCAUGCCAUCGAUUUGUUAUGUUGUGACUGAAAACUUAUUAAAUUACUUUAAAAAUAUAUAUUCGUCGCACCAAUUAAGAGAAAAUGCGGACCGAAUUAUACGCACAGAUUUUGAAAAUAUUGGUAUAUGCGCUGCAGUGUUAAAUUCUGGUGUCGUUCUAAAGAAAGAAACCUAUAUUGACGGCAUUAUAGUGGGUGAUAUAAACUUCGGAGACGCGAGGAUAGAGGAAAUCUAUUGUCUAGAAGCAUAUGAAAGAAAGUUCCUUCGUUUCCACCAAUUGCGCUUAAGAUAUAUUUCAUCAUUGCCAAUCGAUUAUAAAGCUAUAAUACUCAUCGAACUUCUUAACAAACUCGAAGUUUUAAGUUCGAAAAGGCCAAGAUAUUUUGAGAAUUCUAUUGAGCAUCGACUGAAAAUGAGAAUAUUAAAUGCAGUAAUUUCCUUAAUAAUGCAAUCAAAUGGGGAAUGUGGUUUCAGUGAAGACAUAUUAAAGCUGCUGUUAAAUCAUAAUAAUCAACUGAACAUAACUUAUAUAUACGAACUGCUUGUUGCGAAGUGUAUAUCUAAUGAUGAUAUUAUUAUAAAACUAUUAAAUGAUGUAAGCAAAUAUACACCUAGCCAGCAGGUGUCUAUUAUUAGCAUCGCUUAUUGUUACGCUGUCUUAAAUCGGACCAUGCUUUCCAAAGACUAUCAAAAUGUUGUUAUAAACAACCUUCUUCCUCUCACCAUGGGACCCCAUUUCCAGACGCGCUCAUAUGCUCAGCUGGUUAUUUAUAAAAUUUUAGAAAACUGUAAAUGUGAUGCCGACACUUUAUUUUCAAAUCAAUUUAAUUUGCAAGAAGCAAUAGCUGUGGCCAUUGGAUCACAACUGAAUGAAUUUCUAAACGAUGUACGGUUGUUGCUGCCAUAUAUAUAUUUAGCUGAUACUAAACAUUUUUUUGAUAAUGUAAUGUUUAUUACAAUGGCACCAGCCGACGAAUAUAAUUCGAAUUUGGAUUUUACAAAAUAUGAAUUAUCAAGGCAUAUGUUUUCAAAGAAAAAACGUAGUUUUAUGAAAGAGUCGCACACACCUGAGCAAGUUAUUUUGGCUAGCAACAAUGGUAUUAAUAUGCAGCGUAAAAUGAACCCGGAAAGCGCUCUUUGUACUAAAAGUAGCAUUGCUGAGGCAGAAGCUUCUGUAAAUUCUUACGUAAUGGCAAGCCUUAUAGACAAAAUUCCUAAUAUUGGAGGGAUUGCGCGAUCAUGUGAAGUACUUGGUGUGGGAAAUUUGGUUUUAAGCUCAAAAAAACUUGUUGAAAAAGACGAUUUCAAAAGUGUGAGCAUGACUGCUGAAAAAAAUUUGAAUAUUUUUGAAGUUCAACAAUCUAAUUUGGAAGAAUUUUUAAAAGACAAACGCGAAGAUGGUUUUGAUAUUAUCGGAGCCGAACAAACUGUUGCCAGUCAGAAUAUAAUUGGGUUUGCAUUUCCCCGAAAAUGUGUGUUGGUUUUAGGGCACGAGAAAGAAGGUAUACCAAGCAAUAUUUUGGCGUUUUUAGAUUAUACUAUUGAAAUACCUCAAUUUGGAUUAUUACGUUCCCUAAAUGUACACGUAACGGGGGCAUUGUUUAUGUGGGAAUAUUGUAAGCAACACAUCGUUGGAAACUCUAACACAUAAAAUCUUUUGACUUAUUUAUAUAUAUAUUUAUGUAUCUAUGUACGAGUACAUAACUAUUGUCUUUUUGCCUAUAAUGAACUUUGAAGUUUUUCAUUAACUAUUUUUACCAUUAUUACACAAUAUUUUUUUAAUCCUAUUAAAGCAAAGCAUCCAUGCCUUCUAUUACUGAAGCAAAGAAUACUAUAAUAUGUCUGUGGUUUUUUGUGAGCUUGAUUGCCAUCAGGUCGGAGAAGGAGAAACUCGGCAAAACACAUAACACAUAUGUAAAUGAAUAUUUUUAAAAUGUUUGCCUACCCUUCACAAAUACAAAGGUUCCUUACAAGAACUUUAUUCCGAUCGUUCAAUUUGUAUGGCGGCUUUAUGCUAUAGUGAUCUGUUCUGAACAAUUUUUUCGGAGAAUACAAUUUUGCUUCAACAAUAACUCGUGCCAAAUUUCGUGAAGAUACCUCGUCAAAUGAAAGAGUAUUCCAUACAAGUACUUGAUUCCGAUCGUUCAGUUUGUAUGGUAACCUGUUCAGGGUAUAAAAAAAUUUCCUAGACAGAAUUUAAUGUAGAUAUUGUUUAAGCAAAACUAGAGAAAUAAUUAGAUGACAGCACAUCUGUGAAACUACCUGACUUCCGAAGUUACAUUGUUACAACACUGUAGCUGUUGUUGUAGUGGCAGAAUUCUUGUCAGUGGUCGAGGUGUAUGAUUUAUGCAUAUUUUGUAACAAUAAAGUGUAUUCGUAUAUGUAAAUGUA